AUGUCCCGGCUUCCACGACAAUGUCUUAACCUUGCCACCCGUGUCUCGCGAAUUAGCGAGCAUAGACAUUGUCCAUGUCCGCCGCAAUGCGUGAUCGGUCUCCGUCGCUCAUACGCUUCCAUCUCGAAACCCGACAGUAAACCACGAGAGGACUCAAAAGAUCCGAAGGAGAAAUCACUGGAGUUCAUGGAGCUGUUGCAAUAUUCGCGUGGCACCAUGCGCUACGACCCGUCGUUGGUUCCUGUCGAAACGAUGGACUUGCACAUCCCGAGCUACAAGUCGUACAAAAAGGAUGCCACGUGGCGGGACCAUAUCUCCGCCAUUCUUAGGACCCAGAGGAAUGCGUUCAUCAAUAUCAUCACCAUGUACAGGAUAGCCAAGGAUGACGGGUUUCCCGGAUUGCAUAUCAAGAACAUUUGGUCACCGGAAGUUUUCCGGGCGCAAUCGACCUCUGACUCCACCUGGCUCGCACCGUUCCGGAAGAUCGCGCUCGACACCUACAAGCGGCUGAACGAAGCCGUCGCGAGCCGUGACGAGAAAACGAUCAAGCACCUGACGGCGGGAGAAGAGCAAGUACACUAUCUGAAGCUUGCGCGUGCCCAAGAUCUCUCGCGUGUGUAUGAAUGGAAACUCAUCGGCGAACGCUCGCCAUCCCGCGUACUAAGCAUCCGUGCGGUAGUAGGGAACAUGGACCGGGGGGUUGAGGGCAGCAGGUUACUGGUUCAGGCACUCGUGAAGUUCGAUACGCUACAGAGUCUCGAGGUCUACUCCAAGAGGGGCACCUUGUUGCAUCAGCAGAACGAACCGAAGCCUGUCGUAGAGUACCUAGCGCUCCAAAAGCGGCUGUGGUUCAACGGACCUUGGGUAGUUCGGGAUCGUGUAUACGAGGGCGUUGACUCGCAAUAUGAACCUCCGCACUAG
This is a messenger RNA of Sparassis crispa, 921 nucleotides long. RefSeq lists its product with no specific name. Gene Ontology annotation, biological process: protein insertion into mitochondrial inner membrane from matrix. Gene Ontology annotation, cellular component: mitochondrion; mitochondrial inner membrane. The coding region runs from base 1 to 921 and encodes 306 amino acids. The record is from RefSeq and is a predicted model, not a curated record. The transcript is spliced from 5 exons. NCBI's taxonomy places the organism in Eukaryota, Fungi, Basidiomycota, Agaricomycetes, Polyporales, Sparassidaceae.